Molecule: messenger RNA, 2928 nt
Organism: Macrobrachium nipponense
Lineage: Eukaryota; Metazoa; Arthropoda; Malacostraca; Decapoda; Palaemonidae
Product: muscle-specific protein 300 kDa-like
Exons: 9
Coding region: 219-2045 (608 amino acids)
Biological process (GO): nuclear migration
Cellular component (GO): cytoplasm; meiotic nuclear membrane microtubule tethering complex; nuclear outer membrane
Molecular function (GO): actin filament binding
Source: RefSeq, a predicted model, not a curated record
UCUAAUUUUACCGGUGGGGAGAGCGCCGAGCAGAGGUGGAAGCCUCAGUCUGCCUUGUGGGUCGGGGAGCGAACUAGUGGCUGUGGCCGGUUUCCCCUUCAGGCUCCUGGACGUGUUGUUCCUCCGCUCCACCAACUAGGUACUUCUGCACCGCCAGCCGGUCCUGAGCUGAACACGUUAGCGACUGUUGGUGACAGACACACAAAACCACAGCCAAGAUGACGUUCUGGCAGGAAAAUUACGGUUUCGUUAAGGAUGUAUACGAUUUCCGUCUCCAGAAGUACCAGGAAUGGAUGGACAACCUGGAGGCCAUCGUCUCAAAGGUGAUGGCUCCCAAUGUCCAGUACACCUACAAGGAAUUCAAGAACAUCCAGGAUUCCCUCACUUCCUUAUGCCGUGACUUGGAGAAGGAGGGCAUGAAGGAAUGGCUCGACAUGAUGCUGGAGAAGGUAGCCAUGAGGGUAGCUGCCGACGCUGAGACUGGUGUCAGCUCAAAGGACAAGGAAUUCAAGGCCAAUGAGAAGAAGAAGCUCCAGGCUCUCAUUGACAGGCACGACACUCUCUUGAAACCUACUCAGGAAACGCAAGCAAAGGUCGAAAUUUACGCCAGAUGCUAUGCCUAUGGUGACGACAUAUCUCCUUGCCUCAAGACUUUGGAAGAGAUGCGCCACUUGUCCGUCAAGGAGAUUCACCCACACAACAUGAACAUGGUUGAUGAACAGAUCGACAAAGCCGAAAAGGUCAUUGCCACUAUUGAGGGCCAGAGGGAUAUUUACGAGGAUCUCCUGAGGAGAGGCAAGAAACUGCUGCAGAACCCCAACAAAGCUCCUUUCCUCACAGACCUGAUUGAGAAGAUGGAGAAGACUUGGACCGAAGCCAACGAACAGUCUCAGGCUAGGAAGACCAUGCUCGUCAACUCCGCCAAGGAUUGGGAGAAGUACGAUGAAAUGCGUAGCGCCAUCAACGACCCCGUCGAGAAGCUCGAGGCUGAGCUCAAGAGGUACAGGAAGUUCUACGACCCCGUCAUGGGCGCCAAGAAGCUCGCCCAGAGGAAGGAAGUCUGGGAGCAGCAGAAGACCAUCUGCGACGAAAUGUUCGACACCAUCAAGAGGUGCUACGGAACCAUCAUCGUCUUGGCCGGUGACGACAAGAAAGAAUUCUUGGACAAGGAGGUCGGCGAAGUCGAGGAGAAGCGCAGCAUCAUCGCCAAGUGCAAGGCCAAGCUGGACAAGCUCUUCGAGUACAACGACAGCCUCACCAAGACCGUCAACCACGCCAAGGAACUCCAGGACUGGGCCACUCCCGCCAACUCCCACCUGAAGAAGAUCACCACCGACCCUGACAUGAGCCCCGAGGAACGCGUCAAGGAGAUCCUCAUCCUUCAGGAACAGGCUCAGGAAAAGCUGCCACAGGUCGAACCCCUUGACAAGGACUACAAGAAUCUUAUUAAGGAGGAUGACCUGGAGAAGUCCGAGACCGCCAAGAAGACCAUGGCCGACUGGGCCGAGACCAAGACCUACGUCACCGAGCUCUGCGCCGACAUCGAGAAGGAGGCCGGAUCCAUCUCCACCGACCAGAGGCUAUACGCCGAUUACCUCUAUCUCGUCAAAGACUUCAAGCCCUGGGUGACCGAAGCCGAGGAAGCCGUCAAGAAGCCUCUUGCCAAGCCCGAGAGCCUCGCCGAUGCCCUGGCCCUCCUGGAGGCCGCAAAGGGUUUCGAAGCUACUUGCGUAGAACAGAAAGGCAAGCUCGAAGAAGCCGGUAAGGCCCGCGAAAGCAUGGAGAAGGCUAGCUCUUCCGAAAACGAGGUCGAGCCCCUUUCCGGCCGCUGGACGGAGGUCAAGAAGGUCGCCGAUGAGAGAGUCGCAAAGGUCCAGGCCCUUGUCACCACCUGGGAGGAGCUGGACAAGACCACCCACGACCUCGCCGCCAAGAUGGGCGAAGUACCCAAGCAGGACAACCCCAACCUGGAGGAGAUUGAGACGGUCUACACCCAGAUGAAGGACCUCUACGCCAAGAAGAAAGACUUGUUGGCCGAAGUCUAGAUUAUUUCGUUUUAGGUUUAUUUCAUCGUUCAAUUUGUACUUCUCAUGUCCAUAGUUUCUUCUCUACUUUUCUUUCUUUUCUUGUGACUGUUUCUCGCUCUUUUCUCAAACUUAAGUUUACUUAUCAUGUUUAUUGGAGUUUAAUUUAUUGUUAGUGCUGUGCAGUAAAACGAGAGGUUCGCUGCACCGACCGCAAGGACGAUGCUAGAAUGUCGAGGCUAUUGUAAUGCUGAAGAAGAAGAAGAAGAAGAAGAAGAAUAAACAGUAAGAGAAAGCAAGCUCGUCUCCGUUGAUAUGUGGCUUUGUGUCCGUCUGUCUGUGUCUGUCCGUCUGUCUCUGUGUCUGUCUGUCUGUCCGUGUCACCUCCACGAAUCUCUCUGAGCAAAAGCUUGAGACGUUGUGUUGACGAAUAGAUAAGUGACUCUUCGUACGAUUUUAUUUUUCUCACCUUAAGUCAUACUCAAGGAAAAGGACCAUUUUGCUUGGGUCAUGAGAUUUCUUUCAUUUGGAAACAAAAAUAUAAAAAAAGGACUUUCGUUUCUGUUAGUCUUUCUGUUUUUAUUUAUCUGAUAUGAAGCAAGGAACAGCGAUAUGCAUGAUGAUAAAAGAAAAAUCAAAGGCAAACGAAUAUACAAAUACAAGAGAACAAAGAGGAAGUAAAGAAGAAUAAGAAAGAAUUAAGUGAACAUUUAGAGCAACAUGGCGGGAUACUACGAAUAUAAAAACGAGACAAAGUAAUCAGCUUAUGGCGUUCCUACUCAUAUGACUAUAUAGAUAUAUAUGAAUAUAUAUUUUUUUCUUUUCUUUCGAAUGACUGGGUGACUGAUGGGUGAAAUGGAUCAUCGAGAAAUGACGUUUCAAUAAAAGACGAAGGAACAUUGAA